Molecule: messenger RNA, 5039 nt
Organism: Linum trigynum
Lineage: Eukaryota; Viridiplantae; Streptophyta; Magnoliopsida; Malpighiales; Linaceae
Source: the annotation of a GenBank genome assembly
GCAAACCACAAAUCUUAACAUACCAGGAAGAUGAGAAUUUCAUUUUAAACACAAUGAAGCAUACCAUAAAUAUGUGAAACCACACCAUAAAUUAGGGGUGGAAGGAGGUGCUGUUGUGAUUAACCGCACCACAUUUUGCUGUUAACCACAACCAUAAAACACUGAUAACACAAACCACACCGCGGUAGUUAGUGGUUAACCACUAAUUGCACUGCGGUUUAAUUGCGCUGCGGUUUUGAAUAUACUAAACAAAAAAUUUUUUGCAUUAUAUUAAUAUGUGUCAUCUUCUUAAUCGGAAUAUACAAAAGAAAAGUCAUGGUUUCAUUAUAAUAUUUUUUCAUAAACAAGUUCCAAAAGAAAGUUAGUAACAAUAUAAGUUGCAUUCUAUUCUAUCUUAUUUACUUGGAAUACUUGAAAAUUUUAUAAAUUAAAAUAAUAAAAUAAUUUGUAGAUAUUGGUGGAAAUGAGGAUGGGCUCAUGGACAUAAAUGCUCAUUUUUCUUUAGACAUGGCCUGUGAGAAUUGCUGGGUUUGGUAAGUUGUGAAUUAAAUGUUUAUGAUAUAGUUUGGUUUUUGUGGUUUAACCGCUGUGGUUAGUGGUUAACCACUAAUCACAAAAAUCAUCACUUUGCUAACCACAACUAACCCCUAACCAUAAAUUGCGAUUAGUGGUUAACCAAAUCAUUUACGGUUCGGUGCGGUUUGCGGAUUAACUGCAAACCACACACCAAACUUCCACCCCUACCAGAAAUAUCAUAAUUCAUACAAGAAAUUUCAGGUCGUCUACCUGUAAAGUGUUGUUGUGUUGCAUCGGAGGUCAAAAUGGGUGACAUAUUUGAGAGGUGUACCAAAUUAGGAGUCCAACAGAGAAGGACAUCUCGUGCGUGGAGGAGUAACUUAACUUAUGGAGCAAGGUUUUAGGUCGUGAGACUUGACAACAAAGUAAGGUUUUCUAUUGACUGGAACUAGAGAGAAUGGGAUGGAUGCUAGAAAAUGCAAUAGGAUUGAAGGUUUCCAUGGUAGUCGCAGGUGCGGAGACGUGAGAAUCUGAUUCGGGCCUAAAUGUACACUUUGUAUCCCCGUUUCUCUUUGACGUUUGUGGCAAUUGAGCUCCAAAAAGGGUGGUUUUACGCUAGGUUGCUUAUGUUUCAAUGUGUUUCAGAGUCUAACUGGUGAAACCAACCCCGGAGUCGAAAGUUGGAAGAAAAUGAGCAAAGGCCGGGCAAAGAGAGGAUCUAACCACAGUUCACGAUUAAACAUUGGAGUUCACGAUCGCCAUGACCGUGAACAGGAACCACAAACCGUGAACCGCGAAGCGUUCAGAGGGGUUUCAGAGGUUACUGAAGCCAAGGUAGUUCACGGUCGCUAUGGACCGUGAACUGGAGCCAUGGACCGUAAACCCCAGAAGUGAAGAGGCGCGUUUUGAUCAAAGUUCAUAGAGUUCACAGACGGGGGCUGAUGUACACGACCGUGAACUGUGCGCGAUUUGUGUAUAAAUAGAGAGCUGAAAGGAAGAAGAAAGGGAGAGCCCAAAGUGAGAGAAACUUUAUUCUCCUUGAAACCCUAGAGAGAGAAAGCACAAACCAAGAGGGAGAAGAGGCUAGGGUUUGCUCCAAGAGAAGAUUUUGGAAUUUCCUCUUCAAGAGAGGAUCUCUACAAGCACAAGAAGAGUUGGACGCAUCACAAUGAUGGUUUCUUUCUUCAUCCUUUGUGUUCUUCCUUUGUCUAGCAUGGAGUAGUUUCACUUUUCACUUGGGUGUUGUAGAACCCUAACUACUAUAAUGUAAUUGAUUGUGUGAUGGUGGUGUUUAAUUUAAGAAUUGAGGUAUUUUUCAUGGUGAUUGUGCAUUGUGUGUGUUUGGAACCAAAAUGAGGAAGCGGGAGCCGAGGAUGAGCCAAGGACUAUGAGCUAUUACAUGGCUCCACGGGCGACAGAUAUCCAAUCUCCUAUCCUAAAUCCACCUGUGGCCACCAAAAACUUUGAAAUCAAGCCCGCUCUCGUGACGAUGAUUCAAAAUAAUUCCUUACUCCACGGGCUUGCCAAUGAAUCACCGUGAGAGCAUGCUCAAAGGUUUCUUGAGAUCAAGAUAAAUGGCAUCUCCAAGGAGGCAUUGAAACUGAGGCUAUUCCCCUAUUCUUUGGCGGGGAAGGUGCUCUGAUGGCUCAACAAGCGUCCGGCUCGAUCCAUAACCUCUUGGGAUGAUUUACUCAACAAGUUCAUGACCCGAUAUUGUCUUCCUUCCAAGACGGCCGAGUGGAGGAAGAAAAUCACUCACUUUGAGCAAGAGGAAGAUGAGAGGUUGAGGGAUGCAUGGGAAAGAUUCUCCGACUACUUCCUCCAAUGACCUCGCCAUGGAUUCGAGGAGCAAUUUCGGGUAGAGACUUUUUAUGGAGGGCUCAUUCAAGAUGACUAGAUUCUCAUCGACUCUCUUUGCCAAGGGAAGUUGAUGAACAUGACCCCACCUCAAGUGACCGAGUUGCUUGAAGAUAUGGCUCUCAAAGGAUAUGAUUGGGGCUUGACAAGGAGUGGGAAGAGAAUCACCGAAAGAGGAGUGCAAAGUGUGGGAGCAAGUGCUCCAAUUGAAGCAAAGUUUGACAAGUUGAUCGGGUGAUCCUUGAGGACAAGAAGCAAGGGAAGAGAGCGGUGAUGUCUUGUGAUUGGUGUUCAAGCACUAAUUAUGAAAUUGCGGAUUGCCAAGCGAUGAAGGAGAUAAGUACCCCCGAGGAGCACGUGAGUUUCAUUGUCAAUGCUAGAGGGAAAAACCUUUAUAGCAACACUUACAACCUCGGGUGGCGCAAUCAUCCAAUUUUCGCUUGGUCUUCCCCUACCAAUCCAAGACCUCCAGGCUUUCAAGGUCCAACGGGAAAUUAUCAACACAAAGGCCUCAAUUCCAAAAUUCGAACUUCCAACAACCAUACCAAGCACAAGGUGGUCAAGGGUUUCAACAAAAACAACAAGUCGACAAGUUCUCUAAACUUGAAGAUCUAGUCACCAACUUUGUGAGUACAAGCUCUCAGAAGUUUGAGAAGAUUGAGAAAUUCAUGGAUGUGGCAACCUCCAAGUUUACCUCGGUUGAGGCGAGACUCUGAAGUCAUCAAGCAAGUCUCCAUAACUUGGAAGUGAAAAUCAGAAAUCUUGUCGGGAUCCUCACCAAGAGACCAAAGGGAGCCCUACCCUCUCAAACCAUUACAAACCUCAAAGAUCACGCCGGGGUGUAUGCAUUUCAUUUGAGAAGUGGGAAGGUGACUCCGGUGGUAGUUGCCAAAGAAAUGAAUGAGAAGGAAGACCCUCUACCCGAGGGUGGAGAAGAAGAAACCUCGAGAGAAAAGAGAGGAGUGGCGAGGAAAGCAUCACCAACGCCAUCUUUAGUGGCUGAGUACACGCCACCCCUACCUUUUCUAAUGAGGGUGCACAAGGAAAGACUGGAAGCGGAAUGUGGAGGUUUAAUGGAGAUGCUCAGAAAAAUCCACCUCAACAUUCCCUUCCAUGAAGCAAUGUCCCACAUGCCAAGGUAUUCAAAAUACCUCAAGGGGCUUCUCUCCAAGAAGCUGAAGUUCGAAGACCUCGCCAAUGUCACCCUAAGCGAUAGGGCUGGGAAACGGUGUAGUCUGGCCAUAUAUACAGUAUGCGGUCUAGACCGAGAGGAUAGAAUAGAGACCAUGGACCAGAUCAUAAACUAUACGGUCUAGACCAGACCACGCCUGUGCGGUGCGGUCCAGUCUAGACCAGCAGACCAUGUUCAACGAAACUUGUAUUGUUCAAUACUACAUACCAACUAUUAACUAACACAAAAACACAUUGACAUCUCAUCAUCACCAACAAUAAAGCUCAAAGGUCAACUUAAAAACCAACAUAGACUUUGUUACAAAGUACCAACCAACAAUUUGAAAUCUAAAACCCAACAUAACAUAACUUAAAAUCCAUAACAUACAACAUCCUUAAUUCAAUAACAAUAACUAACAAGUCUUACAAUCUACAAACUGCAAGUUCGAACACCACCCUCUCUUAGUCCUUCACAGUUCACACAUUUGAAGUUGACCCAACAUCAUCACUUCCUCCACCAAUCUCAAGCUUCUUCUCCACCACAAAGUACAUAUUACAUAACAAUUUCUUCUUGCAUUUCUCAUAAUGAAGAGCUAGAGUAGACGUACCAAUACUAUAUGGAUCAGCAACAAAUACUUGUCCACAAGUGAGGCAACUUGCCUUCUUCUGACCAUUUUCAAUAAACCUCCUGUACUCUCUCCAUAUUUUCGAACUCAAUUUGCUCCAUAUACGGAGGUCCUCAUCAUAUUGGAAUAAUGCAGCAGAAACUAGAGGUGUUACUACUACUGUUGGGGGCGCUUGGGCUAUUGCUAGGUGUGGUGCAACAGCGGGUGGUUGUCCCUAAGCUGGAGGAGUCGCCAUAAAGCUGAAUCUGCAUUAGAUUCAGUACUAGAAUUAUCUUGAAAUCGGGCUCCUUUACUAGCAUGAAUGGAUAGACAUAUAAUUGCUUGUUAGAUGUUGAAAUUAGAGUAACACCAUUGACCCCCUCCCCUCAAUCUUGAUAUAAGGUCUUUCUUAUUGCAUUCCAAAAUAUUAGACCCCCUCCCCUCAACACUCUUAUGUUGAUACUUGAUACAAGGUGAACCAAAAACACAUAAUAAAAGGAUCUAUUUCAAGUUAUUACCCUAAAUCGUCUCUAUCUAAUGAACUAAAUCCAACCCAUGAAAACACUUAGGGGUCGUUUGGAGAACGUGAUUUAGGGCGUGGAUUCAUUGAAUCCGUAGAUUUUGUAGAAAGUUAUGUUUUUUGUCGUUUUUUGUAUUGUGAAUUUUACCUUUAGAAGUUUCAAAUCUCUAAAAUCUACGGAUAUCAAAUCCCUUAUAAUCAGAGAGAUUCAAUAUCUUGAUUCGUGAAAAUUUUUUAUCAUACGUUUUCUCUUUCUUUUCUUUAUUUAUCAUAUUAAAUAUAUUUAUCAACAAAGUUUUUAAUAUUUCUUGAACCACUCUAGUUUUUUUAAUAAGGAUAAACAUAUUAUUUAAUAUAAAAUUAAAAUUUUA